AUUAUUAGUCUAAUUAUGAAUGACUAGCCCCUUUGUAGCAUGAUUGUAAGCUGUAACUUUUGCUUAACUAUGUAGAAGUCUGACCUUAACUAUGGCAAUCCAACCUGCAUAUAAAUUAUAUAGUGGAGUGAGGAUCAUUUUGGUGAGUGUUGCAAAUAAUUGGCGUCUAAACCUUUUAUUUACUUCUUCUUCCUUCCUUCUUCCUUCUACCAUCUCUUUCUCUCCAAUCAGAUUCAUCAUAUCCAAUUGAAUCAAUCAAUCAAUCAAUCAAUCAAAUCGAUAUAACAUGACUGAAACCAUCAAGAAGGCUCGUGUCUAUAUCAAAAAUAUCAAUUUUGAAACUACUGAAAAGGAAUUAGAAGAAUUCUUAAAACCAUUUGAACCAUAUGGUGGUGCUUAUAGACCACUUGGUGUUGCUUAUGCUGAAUUUAAGAAUUCUGAAUCAGUUCAAAAAGUGAUUAAACAAUUGGAUGGUAAAAUGUUAAAGAAUCGUACUUUGAAUAUUAAAGAACAUUUACCUCUUGAAUAUUCUAGAAAGCAUUUUGGAUUUAGACGUUUCUUUCAAAAGGAACAAUCUAAGAAAGGUUCUACUGAUGAUGAUGAUACUACUACUACUACUACCACAAAACCAAAUGAAGUUAGUAAUCCAAUUACCUCCAAAUCAAAUAAUUUAGAAAAAGAUGAUGGUAAUAAAUUAUCUAAUGAUGAUGAGGAAGGAGAUGAAAAGGUUACUUCAGCUACUUUAGAUAAAUCAAAAGAACUUUCAACUGAUACCAUUUAUAUUCCUAGAGCUUAUUAUAAAGUUACGGAUGAGGUUAUUAGAGAUUAUUUUAAAGAUUAUUGUCCUUCUCAGAUUUAUAUUUAUAGAUCUAAAUUAUCAACUCAAGGUACAGUUGGAUUUCAUAGAGGUCAUGUAAGUGUUUUAGCUACUCUUGAUACUAGUGUUCAUUCAAUUACUGAUAUUAUUAAAGAUUUAACUAAGAAAAAAUUAGUUGGUAGACAUGUUCCAUUAAGAGUUGCUUUUAAAUCUAAAAUUGAAGAAGUUAAAAAGGUUGCAAUUUCAAAAGUAGUUAAUUCAGAUGAUGAUGUAUUAGAAAUUUCAAAUCCUCCUUCUUCUAUUAGUGUUGAUAGUAAAGAAUUAAAUUCUCCAAAGGAAGAUGUAGAACAUAUUGAAGGUGAAGUUGUUACUGAUAAUCAAGGUGAACAAGAAGAAGGUGAAGUUGGAUCAAGUUCAACUUAG
Molecule: messenger RNA, 1240 nt
Organism: Scheffersomyces coipomensis
Lineage: Eukaryota; Fungi; Ascomycota; Pichiomycetes; Serinales; Debaryomycetaceae
Exons: 2
Coding region: 287-1240 (317 amino acids)
Cellular component (GO): ribonucleoprotein complex; nucleus; cytoplasm
Molecular function (GO): mRNA binding
Source: RefSeq, a predicted model, not a curated record